Molecule: messenger RNA, 2150 nt
Organism: Cuscuta europaea
Lineage: Eukaryota; Viridiplantae; Streptophyta; Magnoliopsida; Solanales; Convolvulaceae
Source: the annotation of a GenBank genome assembly
CUAGUAGAUAGAUAAAUUCAACUUUUAGUAAUUAGUAGCUUAAACUUUCAAGAUUGGCAAUAAAUUAACCUCAGCUCCUAUAUACAAGCUGUUAAUCAGGUCUUAACAUAACAAACAAUUGAAGAAAGAAUUAUUAUUACUCCCUUCCACGCCCGAGUCAUAUUCUCGUCCAUGUGGUACGUACUUGCAUGGUCUUCCCUUCUCUCAUCCCCAUUUUUCUUGCCUACUCUUUUGUUCUCGAUCUCUUUGUACGUACGUACCUUCUUCUUCAAACCCAACCUUACUAAUUCCUUUCUUCUCAAUUCUUCCCAUAAUCUCAUCACUCAUUACUAAUUUCUUUGAUUUCUUUCCUUUAUUUAUUGUGUGCUUACUAUAGAUUAAAUAUAACUAUAUAUAUGGACAAAAGGCGAUCAGGUGAUGAACUCUCCUCUGAUCAUUCAGAUGCGCCUAUAAGAACACCUCUUUCCUGCUAUCUUCUCCCGUCUUCAACCUCCUCCUCAUCUUCUGUACUAUCAAUGGAAUCUUUGGUCAACGAAAAGUCUCCGCAACCCACUAUCCAAUUCCCGGUGAGCCACGUCAUCAGCUCCGCCGAUCAGCACCGGGAUGAUGAACGGAAGGUUUUAGAUGAAAUGGACUUCUUUGCUGACGACCAUAAGAAGGAUAAUAAUGUUGUCAUGUCCAAAAGCAAGGAAGGUCUGGAGCUACUGGAACCCGACUUGGAUUUCAGCAUAAAUACUCGCUUGGGCCUUCUUACUGCAAAUACUGCUAAGGAUCACUCAAUGGUGGAAGACAAGUUGCCACCUGCCGAUUCCCAGGAAAAUAACAUGAGUGAGCUAGAUGUGGUUAAAGCUGAUCUAGAGAGAAUAAGCAGUGAGAAUCAAGCCCUAAAGAAGAUGUUGCAUCAAGUGACAGACAGCUACAGUAAUCUUCAUAAGCAAAUGACCACCUUUAUGCAACAACAAAAGAAUGACAAUGGAAAAUUAUUGAUACAACAAGACGACGACAACAACAACAAUAAUAACAACUCCUCUGGUAAUGGGGAGCGGCGAAAGUUGCGGCCAAGGCCACAGUUUGUGGAUCUUUGUCUGGCAACUGGAACAUCAAACGAAGCCGAUGAAACUUAUAAUAACCACUUGCCCGGUGGCGUGGAUAGAGGUUGUAGAUCGUCCGCAUCCGGAGAAGACAGCCCCGAAAAGGGGUCUUCAUCCACUGGUUGGGGAGCGAACAAGGUUGGACCAGCACUUGAGGAAAGUGGUAGUCAGGCUGCAGCCACUGAGGCAACCAUGAGGAAGGCCCGUGUCUGCGUUAGGGCUCGAUCCGAUUCACCAAUGAUCACAGAUGGCUGCCAAUGGCGUAAGUAUGGUCAGAAAUUGGCAAAAGGGAACCCUUGCCCUCGAGCAUAUUACCGGUGCACCAUGGCGACAGGUUGCCCAGUUCGGAAGCAAGUACAGAGAUGUGCAGAGGAUCGAACAAUUCUGAUAACAACCUAUGAAGGAAAUCACAACCACCCAUUGCCGCCGGCCGCCAUGGCUAUGGCGUCCACAACCCAAUCGGCGACGAAGAUGCUGCUUUCCGGAUCCCUGCAUAGCGCCGACGGCGUAAUCAGCCCAAACAUGUUAUCCUCCGCUUUAUUCCCGUGCUCAUCAAGCAUGGCGACGAUCUCAGCCUCUGCCCCAUUCCCGACCGUCAUGCUAGACCUAACCCAACCCCCAAAUAAUAACAGUAAUAAUCUGCUCCAAUUUCCAUCGCUAUUGACGCCGCAGGUUCUUGGACAAGCUUUGUUUGCCCAGUCGAAAUUCUCAGGCCUGCAAUUGUCUCCGAACAGGGAAAAUCAGAACCAAAUCGCAGCCUCUAAUGCCAAUUCUCAGCUUCUUGAGACGAUCAAUUCCAUGGCUGGCGAUCCGAACUUCACGGCUGCUAUAGCAGCCGCCAUUUCUUCCUUGAUCGGAAAUUCAUCAGAUCCGGCCAAUGUUACAAACUCCAACACCAACAAUAAUAAUAAUGGCAGUAACAAAUCCACCAAUCCUGGUGUUCAAGCAAACUAAAUUUGAUAUACUUAUUAGCUUCGAGUAGACUAAUGGUGCUCCUAGAGUGUGUCACAAUAUUCCAUAAAGAAGUUAUUAUCUGAUGCUCUUUAAAAUUUUGUACUA